Drosophila erecta is the source of this 2197-nucleotide messenger RNA. It is a transcript of the gene Setd3, whose product is annotated as histone-lysine N-methyltransferase setd3. Gene Ontology annotation, molecular function: protein binding; transcription coactivator activity; protein-L-histidine N-tele-methyltransferase activity. The transcript is spliced from 3 exons. Bases 207 to 1841 code for a protein of 544 amino acids. Gene Ontology annotation, biological process: actin modification; peptidyl-lysine monomethylation; peptidyl-lysine trimethylation. The record is from RefSeq and is a predicted model, not a curated record. NCBI's taxonomy places the organism in Eukaryota, Metazoa, Arthropoda, Insecta, Diptera, Drosophilidae.
CUCGUAGACUGUGUGACCAGCUGGCUGAGUAUUUUUGUGGCGCCCGACGAAUGGUCACACUGCCGGCCAGCUGAUUGCCCGCGUGCAGAUUUUUUGGACUUUAUUUUCCUUAUUUGGCUGUUGUUGUUUUGGGCCGCCGGUACCGCUUAGCUUUCUGUCUCCCUCUCUUUCUGUCUUUCUCUCUCGCUCCCACCAACGGCACCGCCAUGGGCAAGAACACGAAGCGCAACAAGAAGACGAAACAGCAGCUGCAGCAGCAGCCGCCACAACAAAACGGAGUAACUGCAUCCGCAUCCGGAGCAGCCAGCGAAGAUUUACAGGACCAGCAGGCGGCCAGUUCGUUGCCCAGCCUGAACGCCAAAAAGAGGAGCCAACUGAACAAACUAAUUGAGGAAUUACUUGAUUUAGUUGAAAAGCAGCCGGCGAAUCCCAACGAGGAAUGGAAGCAGUACGAGCAGCUCCAGCAGCUACUCAACCAAAUUAUGAUUCUGGAAGAGCCACUCAGCCAGGCUGUGUGUCCGCAGAUCACCGAUUCCCCCGACGAUCAGUCCCGUCUGGCCAAAGUGGAGGCCUUCAGUGCGUGGGCCAAAGAUGGCGGAGUACACAGCGAGGGACUGGAGAUAGCUAUCUUUCCGGGCUACCAGCUGGGUCUGCGGGCCACUCGGCCGCUGGCCAAGGAAGAACUGGUGCUGACCGUGCCCCGCAAACUCAUCUUCUCCGAGGAAAACAACUCCGAUUGCCGUCUAUUUGGCAAAAUGCCGCAGGCCACCCACUGGGUCUACGAUCUGGUCAUCGAGAAGAUCCGUGGCGAGUUCAGCGAAUGGCGACCGUACAUUGAUAUUCUGCCCGCGAAAUACAGCACCGUGCUCUACUUCACCAUCAAGCAGAUGGAGCGACUCCGGGGCACCGCCGCCUGCUCCCUGGCUCUGCGUCAGUGCCGCGUCAUCGCCAAGCAGUACGCCUUCCUCUACAGGUACGCCCACACCCUGACCGAGCCGAGCGACGGGAAUAGGAGCCAUCCGGGCGAAAGAGGCCUCUUCUUCACGCAGCACGGACUCUGCUACAAGCUCUACAGAUGGGCCGUUUCCACGGUGAUGACCCGACAGAAUUUGGUGCCCAGCGAAAAACAAGAAUCACAGGACAGCCCUAAAUUCAUAUCGGCUUUGAUUCCGUACUGGGAUAUGGCGAACCAUAAGCCGGGCAAGAUUACCUCCUUCUAUGCCGCCGUGUCCAGGCAACUGGAGUGUACCGCUCAGGAAGCUGUUGAGGCUGGAGAGCAGUUCUUCAUCUACUACGGCGAUCGGUCGAAUACCGAUCUUCUGGUGCACAAUGGUUUCGUAGACGUUAACAACCUCAAGGACUAUGUUAAUAUUCGUGUGGGCCUGAGUCCCACGGACGCCCUGGCUGCGAAGAGGGCAAGCAUUCUGGACAAGCUGAACAUCCGGCACAACGCGGAGCUGCGUGUACUGCCCGCACCGGAGUUCAUCUCCAAGGAGCUGCUGGCAUUCGUCCGGGUGUUCAAGAUGAGCGCCGAGCAGCUGGAUCACUGGUGCAGCGACUUGGAGCGGGCCGGCGACCUGCUGCACAUCGACUGCGCCCUGGAGACGGAUCAUGAGACACGAACCUGGCAGUUCCUGGAGGACAGGUUGAAGCUGCUACUGGCCGUCUUUGAUAAGGAGAUGCGGGAGGCCGACGAGUUGAAGGAGCUCUCUGAGCUGGAACUCAAGGAUGGGGCCAAGUCUGGCCAGGAGAUCGAGCUCAUGCUGCUCCUGUAUCGCCGUUUGGAGAGGAGCAUUCUCGCCGGAGCUCUACAAUACGCCCAGGAGCAUCGCAAGGUCUAGGGAUUUGAGCAAGGCACCCACAAAAUUCGAGUGGCCAUCGAAAGCGACAUCAAUAACUCAGUCUAGCAUUAGCAAGUAGCUAUCUAUUUUUUUUUUACCAUUACUUAACUUAUUUUAACUGAAAGUUUUAGUCGACAGUUUUUGAAGUUGGAUACCAAAACAAUUUUUAAUUCUACAACGAUCGAUUUGUUGUACAUUGAGUCACGGAAUAAUCAGCUUGAUUUAAAACUCGUGUUCGUCUAGUGUUGUCCGCGAAUUGUAGUUUAUAGCGUUUUAUUGUUUUAUGUUUGUUUAUUUUAUUAACUGUAAUCCUAACAGUUUUAGUAUUUUGGAAUUAAAAAUGAAGUCAAACAGCA